GCGAGUGAGAGGAGUUGGGUCAGCGUCUCCUUCCCGGCGGGAGUUGCGUCUGUUAAUCCGGCGGACUGCAGUCUUCAGGUGAGGAGACGCCGAGGCUGGCGUCGCUGAGUACUCCGGAGGCUUGGGGGCCUCGUCCUUCCUGAGGGGUGACGGAAUGCUCACGGGGCGAUUUCGGCAAAGGGCGCGCCGUCUUGGGCGGCAGACGCCCAACUGACUGAGCCACCCAGGCGCCCCCAGCCUGAUCCUCCUACUUCGGGACAUUUUGGGGGUUCAUCCAGCAUGACCAGGGAGUCAACCCUUGGAGGAAGGGAGACUUUGCCCCAGCUCCCUUGUCCCCCCUGCAGCCCUGCCAGUGGGGAACAUGGAGGGGAAGGAGAGGGAGCUUAAACGAGACCUCCAGCUGCUGGGCCCUAGUUGGCUGUGACUGAGGAAUUUGUGCCCCUCGGGGAUGCAGCCAUGGACUUCACAUUGGAGGACUGGGAGCACCUGGGGCUGGACCAGGGGGACCUGUUCUGGGACACAGCGCUGGACAACUACCAGAACCUAUUCCUGCUGAACCCCUCCAAACCCAAACUGACCUCCCAUCCAGAUGGCACUGAGGAGCUGAAGGUCCUGGUGAGAGAAAGCCCAGAAUCGGCGGGCCCUGACACAGCUGAGGUCAAGAACUGUCUUCUGGCCCACGACUUCUUGGAAGAAGGACUCUCCCAGGAGAUCGUGGAGACGUUUUCCAAGGAUGGCCUCUGGAACUCCAGUUGGGGGAAAGCCUGUGUAGGUGAGAGUUGGUUAGAUAGUAUCCUAGGGGAUCCAGAAAGUUUUCAGAGGUCUGACUUUGUUACCAACAAGGAAAGUCCCAUAGAAUGCAGGAGUCACGAACUCAAGAGAGACCUUGGUCCUGAGUCUCUCCUUUCCACAGGAGAGGAUUCUGUGAUUCACAGUCUUCCUGAAAAGAGCCUGGCACCAGCUACGUCUCCAGAACAUGGGAGUGACUUUGGCUGUGACUUAGACCAGAGCCGGCAGGAGACUCUCCAGGAAGGGGAGAAACUGUAUAAAUGUAGUGAAUGUGGGAAGAGCUUCAGCCAGAGUUACCACCUUAUCCAGCACUGGAUUAUUCAUACUAGAGAGAAACCCACUGUACAUCAAGAGUAUGAGGAAUGUUUUAGCCAGAGUUCUUGCCUCUUUGUGCCUCCAGUGACUCACACAGGCUACAAAUCCUGUGUGUGUACCAAGUACGGGAAAACUUCCAGUCAGAAUACACACCUUCUGUGGCAUCAGAAAAUUCACACUGGAGAAAACCCAUCUAAGAAUCAAGAUGGUGACCAGCCAUCAGGUCUUGGCUUACAGCCUGCUGAGCAUCAGAAAACCCACACGGGGGGUCAGUCCUACAGAUGUAGCGAGUGUGGCAAGAGUUUCAGCCUAACCUUUCAUCUUACUCAGCAUCAGAAGACCCAUACCCGGAAACACUAUGAAUGUUCCAAAUGCAAGGCGACCUUCAACUUCCAUAAAUACCUCCUCCAACACCAGAAAAUCCAUGCUGCGAACACGCCCUCUGAGUGUCAGGAAUGCGGGAAGACCUUCAGGCGGAGUUUGCUGCUUGUCGAACACCAGUCUGUUCACACUGGAGAAAAGCCUUACAAGUGUGAUCAGUGUGGGAAACCCUUCAGGAAUAUCUCAACCCUAAAGAUCCACCAGAGGGUUCACAGUGGAGAGAAACCUUACAAAUGCAGUGAGUGUGGGAAAGCCUUCUACCGGAACACUCACCUUAAUGAACAUCAGAGGAUUCACACUGGCUACCGGCCCUAUAAAUGUCACAAAUGCAUCAAGAGUUUCAGCCGGCCCUCCCACCUGAUUCGACACCAGUCCAUCCAUGCCACAGAAAAACCCUACAGCUGUGCCAAAUGCAAGGAAACUUUCAGCCACAAUGAACACCUUGUCCAACACCAGAAAAUGCACAAUGUGGAGACCCUGUAUGAGUGUCAGGAGUGUGGUGAGCGCUUCAUCUGCAGCUCCACCCUAACUUGCCACCAGACUGUUCACACCAGAGAAAAACAAGGACUUGGUGAGAGCAGGAGGAUCCUGAAUCAGGACUCAGAGCAGAGAGAGCAACCAGGAAUUGGCGAGAAGCACUUUAAGUGUGAUAAAUGCGAGAAAACCUUUAGCCGCAGCAAAUACCUGACUCAGCACGAGAGGGUUCACACCAGGGUGAAGCCCUUUGAGUGUAACCAGUGUGGAAAAGCCUUUGCCCAAAGUACACAGCUCAUUCGCCACCAGAGCAUCCACUCUGGGGCGCGGCGGUAUGAAUGUGGGGACUGUGGGAAGGCCUUCAUCCACAGCACUUCCCUCACCAAACAUCAGUCUGUCCACAAGAGCAAGCACCCCUUUAAAUGUAAUGAAUGUGGAAAGACCUUCAGUGAAAGUGCACAUCUCUCAGAACACUGGUUAAUUCACACUGCAGAGAAACUCUUUCAGUGUAACAAAUGUGACAAAGCUGUUGCCCAUGGUAACUACCUUACUCAGCAUCCGAGAGCUCAUGCCAGAAAGAAGUCCUUUGAGUGUAAUGAAUGUGGAAAAUCAUCCCAUCAGAGCUCGUGCCUUUCUAAGCAUCAGAGAGAUCACACAGGUGAGAAACCCCACAAAUGCAGUGACUGUGGGAAAACCUUCAGCAUGGGUGCUCAACUCAUUCAACACCAGAGAGUUCACACCAGAGAAAAGCCUUAUGUUUGUCAGGAAUGUGGGAAAGCCUUCAGCCAGAGCUCAUGCCUUUCUGUUCACCAGCGAGUUCAUACCGGAGAAAAGCCUUAUGUUUGUCAGGAAUGCGGGAAAGCCUUCAGCCAGAGCUCGUGCCUUUCUGUUCACCAGAGAAUUCAUACUGGGGAGAAGCCUUACAUGUGUGCUGAAUGUGGGAAAGCCUUUGCUCAGAAAGCAAAUCUGAUGCAGCAUGAGAGAGUUCACACUGGGGAGAAGCCUUAUGCCUGUAGGGUCUGUGGGAAAGCCUUUGGCCUCAGUGCCCAUCUCAGUCAGCACCAGAGAGUUCACACCCAAGAGAAACUAGCAAUGUCAACCUUGUCAGCCCUUUGCUGCAGGUCUCAGCAGACAUCAGCAAGUUCACACUUACAGGUAACAAGGAGUUAAGUAGAAAGUAACAAGUAGCAAUACUUCCUACUACUGGGUUGCAGCAAAGUCCCAGACAUCUGAACAUGGUUCACCUGAGUCCUAAAGUUGAAAUCACAUUGUAAGCUCCCUCUCCCCAAAUAAAUACAUCUCUUUAUCCAUAAAGAGUGAUUAGAAAAUUUGUACCCGAGUUUCAUGAAAACACAGUAGUUGAGAACAUGGGAAUUCAGAGGUAGACCUGAGCCAGUUGGCUGAGUUAAAAUCCCAGCUCUGACACGUGCUACCGGAGUGUUCUGGGGAGAGUCAUGGGACCUCCUAGGGCCUCAGCAUCCUCAUCUGUAAAAUGGGCACAAGACAAUUACCUAUCUCAGAGGACUGUUGUGAGGAUAAAUAAAUAGAUGUAAAGAAGCACUUUGAACUGAGUGCCCAGCACGUAGUAAGUACUCACCAAAUGUGAGCUACAGAUACUUAUGAUAUACAACAAAUAUAUUAAAAAGAAGGGAAGAAUUAGCAAUCCUCUAUUUACUGCAGUUAAUGUUCUUGCUGAUACUGUGUGGUGGCUUUCAUUUUUUAAAAAGAUUUUAUUUGAGAGAGAGAGAGCAGGAGCAGGGGUGA
Leptonychotes weddellii (Weddell seal) is the source of this 3723-nucleotide messenger RNA. It is a transcript of the gene ZNF473, whose product is annotated as zinc finger protein 473. Gene Ontology annotation, biological process: regulation of DNA-templated transcription. NCBI's taxonomy places the organism in Eukaryota, Metazoa, Chordata, Mammalia, Carnivora, Phocidae. Gene Ontology annotation, molecular function: RNA polymerase II cis-regulatory region sequence-specific DNA binding; DNA-binding transcription factor activity, RNA polymerase II-specific. The record is from RefSeq and is a predicted model, not a curated record.